Molecule: messenger RNA, 1530 nt
Organism: Ahaetulla prasina
Lineage: Eukaryota; Metazoa; Chordata; Lepidosauria; Squamata; Colubridae
Product: cytochrome P450 2C42-like
Exons: 8
Coding region: 1-1293 (430 amino acids)
Biological process (GO): xenobiotic metabolic process
Cellular component (GO): intracellular membrane-bounded organelle; cytoplasm
Molecular function (GO): heme binding; iron ion binding; oxidoreductase activity, acting on paired donors, with incorporation or reduction of molecular oxygen, reduced flavin or flavoprotein as one donor, and incorporation of one atom of oxygen
Source: RefSeq, a predicted model, not a curated record
AUGUCCAUUGGAAACAAGGAGGCUGAAACAAAACCCUUUGCACUCUGGGCACAUCCAUACCGAUGCCUUUGUGGAAAAGAUAAUACAGACAUCCAGUGUCAGCCUUGUGAGCAAUCUCUUCUUCUGUUCAUUUUCAUUUCUUUGCUCUCCUCAGGAAUUGGCUUCAGCAAUGGAGAAACAUGGAAACAACUCCGUCAUUUUGGAGAGACCACCCUGGACAUGUUGGGCAUGGGGCAGAAUAUUGAGAAGAAAAUCCAGAAAGAAGCUGGUUUCUUAGUGGAGAGACUGAAGAGUACAAAUGGAAGGACAUUUGAUCCCACCAGACUCCUCAGCCAGACAACAACCAAUAUCUUAUGUUCAAUUGCCUUUGGGAAACGCUUUAAUUAUGAGGACAAGGAUUUCCUGAGAUUACUUCACUUGUUGGACGAAAAUGCCAACCUUCAAUCUAGCACAAUGGCAAAGCUGUACAAUGUUUUUCCAACAAUCUUGGAUUAUCUUCCUGGAUCUCAUCAGAAGAUAUUUAAAAAUACAGAGGAGUUAAAACAGUUUGUGUCAAGGCAGGUGGAUCUGCACCAGAAGACCCUGCAGCCUGAGCAUCUAAGAGAUUUUAUUGAUGCCUUUCUUAUCAAAAUGGAGCAGGAGAAACAGAACAGCCAUUCUGCCUUUGAUCUUCACGGUUUGGUGAGAAGCACUUUAGACCUUUUCACUGGAGGAGCACAAUCAACCAGCCUUGUCCUAAAAUAUGGACUUCUGGUUCUCAUGAAGUACCCCAAAGUACAUGAGAAAAUUCUUCAAGAAAUUGAUUCUGUGAUUGGCCGCUCCCAAACACCCUGCAUGGCAGAUCUUGAUAAGAUGCCCUACACCGAUGCUGUAAUCCAUGAAAUUCAUCGUUACCUAGCUCUUGUGCCUCUGAACGUGCCACGUGCUGUGAUCAAGGAUACUUUCUUCAGGCAGUAUUUCAUUCCCAAAGGAACAACUAUAUUUCCGGCUCUGAAAUCCUCUUUGUAUGACAGUAGAGAAUUCCCUAACCCACAACAAUUUGAUGUUGGGCACUUCUUGGACAAAAAGGGAGCUCUGAGAAAGAGCGAAUUCUUCAUCCCUUUUUCCACAGGCAAGCGGGUUUGUCUAGGCAAGAAAUUGAUAGACGUCAUAAUAUUUAUCAUCCUGACAACUAUUUUGCAGCAUUUUACUCUGAAGCCAUUUGGGGGUCCUGAUGACCUUGAUACAUCACCAAUAGCUGGAUUUCUGACAGUUGCCCCCAAAUCCUACCAGCUCAGUGUUGCCCCUCGUUAAACAGAAUCACUCAACCAACUCUACAGCUCCAAAUAGUGCAACUAUUUUCACGUCAGACCUUGAAGUUCUUGAUCCAGUACCUGACGCGUAGUGCUUGAAAGAAAAGCAAUUUCUUUGAAUGUUCCUGUAUUUUUGUGAUUUUUUUAUUUGCUUUUUAAAGUGCAUGAUAUUCAAAAAGAUAAAGUAUAAAUGUUUAAAUAAAUUUUCUAAAAAUGAAAAGCAGAGUUUGAACAAGUG